Molecule: messenger RNA, 1065 nt
Organism: Quercus lobata
Lineage: Eukaryota; Viridiplantae; Streptophyta; Magnoliopsida; Fagales; Fagaceae
Product: receptor-like protein kinase 7
Exons: 1
Coding region: 1-1065 (354 amino acids)
Molecular function (GO): protein binding
Source: RefSeq, a predicted model, not a curated record
AUGUCGCGUCCGCCUAUCUACCCUUUCAUUCUCCUUUUUUGCUUCCUCCACUUUCACUCUGGAAUCCAAUCCAAUGACCUUCAAAUUCUCAUGAAACUAAAAUCCGCGCUUCAAACAUCAAACACCAAUGUCUUCAGUUCUUGGGAAUCCGGAAAUUCCAUAUGCAACUUCACUGGAAUCUCCUGCACUUCUGACGAUUCCAUUACAGAAAUCGAACUUUCAUACCAAAAUUUAACCGGGGUUCUUCCUCUUGAUUCCAUAUGCCAGCUCCAAUCACUAGAAAAGCUCUCAUUCGGGUUCAACCACUUGCACGGUCCAAUUAUGGACGACUUGAAAAAUUGUGUCAAAUUGCAAUACUUGGAUUUGAGCCACAAUUUGUUCACAGGAUGGUCGGUUCCAGAAAUAUCCUCUCUAAGCCAAUUACGGUAUCUACAUCUGAAUUUAAGCGGAUUUUCCGGGACUUUCCCGUGGAAAUCACUCCAAAACAUGACCGGUCUUGUUUCGCUGAGCCUCGGAGACAAUCCUUUUAAUCCUUCUCCAUUUCCAAACGAGGUGUUGCUGCUUACUAACUUGACUUGGCUUUACCUAUCAAACUGCAGCAUCCAAGGUACAAUUCCAGCAGAGAUUGGAAACCUUAAAGAGCUAAUCAACUUGGAGCUUGCCGACAAUAACAUGACGGUGAAAAUCCCAGUUGAGAUUGGGAACCUAGUCAACCUGUGGCAGCUUGAGCUCUACAACAAUUCAUUCGCAGGAAAACUUCCUAUCGGUCUAAGAAACCUCACAAAGCUUGAAAUGUUUGAUUUUUCAAAUAACUAUCUUGAAGGCGAUCUAUCUGAGUUGAGGUUCUUGAAUAACCUGGUUUCUCUGCAACUGUAUCAAAACGAGCUAUCUGGCCAGGUACCGGCCGAGUUUGGCAAUUUCACGAAGCUUGUGAACCUUUCUCUGUAUAGAAACAGCUUCACUGGUCCGCUGCCUCAUAACCUUCUCUCCUGGGCUAAAACUAAUUUUAUCGAAGUAGUCUUAGUAAUCUUUUCAAGUCUCUGUAAUCUUUUCUUUUUUUCUUAG